Molecule: messenger RNA, 387 nt
Organism: Thelazia callipaeda (thelaziosis nematode)
Lineage: Eukaryota; Metazoa; Nematoda; Chromadorea; Rhabditida; Thelaziidae
Source: the annotation of a GenBank genome assembly
AUGGGAAAUCGAAAUGGCAAAACUCGUACGACAAAAGGUCAAAAAGGUUGCCUGCUUAAACGCUCUAUAAAUGAGCACAAUAUACCAGUGCAUUCAGUCGAGGUGUUUCGAAUCAUAGCGCAGCAUUUGGGCUUUAAACGAAAAAAUACUCAAAUAUUGGAUGAUUACGAUGCAAAACGAAAUAAAAUGACAUCACCAAGUGGAUCAUCUUUUGACCUAUCACCUCCCAAUCCUGCAACUUUUUCAGUCACUUUUAAUGCUAAUCCACCGGAAGCUGAGCUGAAUGAUUUCAGUAGCUGCAAGGAUUCUAAAUAUAAAGCUGAUAAAAGAGUAUAUUCAAGAUGCCCAUAUAUCUCGAUAUCCUGUGGUAUGAGCUAUUGUGCUUAG